ACUACAGAAUGUGAAUGCAUGUUUGUAAUAAAAGUUCAUAAUAAUAUGCUCUAAAAUGUGUGAAUUUAAGCGACCAUUGCUUGAAUGCACCCUAAUUUCCUAUUUCUCCAACGAGUGUUUACAUCAAUUGGAUUUCCGCAUUCACCAGCCUGCGAAGCAGACGUAUUUCCAGCUGUCACUUGGCCUCCAACGCUGACUCUGUUUGGGCUUCCUCCCCCACGAAGGCUGGUUAUAACUAAUGCAUAAGCACAAAAUAAAGCAUUUAGAUUUUGGCAAUUAGAAAAUUUUCGAAGAAAAGUUGCCCAAUACUUAUAUAUCAACAUCUUUCUGUGUCUGUGUGUGUUGCCAGAAGCAUAUAAACAAGGGUCUGGAAGGUUAUUCUCGAGAUCCGAGAUUUGACCAAAAUACGGUGCAGGAAUCGGGAAAGCGGUAAAUAUCUUGACCGGAGCCGGGAUUUGACUUCUUCCCGGGAAGCGGGACUCGCCAAAAAGUGGGCAUGGGUUGCGGGAUUUUUUUUCGCCUCUCAGUCGGGAAUUCGGGAAAUCGUCACGACCCAAAUAAACGUUCUAGCGGCCAAAGAGAAUCAAUCAGGCGAGCGCUAAGUGGUGUCUCCUUUCAAACCAAACUAUAGAGUGAUCGAUACAAAUCGCCUUAUGAUCAUGAGUGUAACGCAUACGACCUGGGAAAUGUCACAAUUAAGUAGGGAUCUGGUUUUGGUUCAAAAAGCAGUUUAAUUUAAUUUUCGUUUUAACAAGAAAGUUAGCGAUUAGCGUCCUGGUUUCAAGCUUGCCAGAGCUUCUUCUAACACAUAAUUAAAAUAUGUCUGGAAUGUUUAUUGUGUUCACGGUUUUAUAAGUUUGACAGUUAUUGCUCAACUCAAGCACUUUGUUUUUUUUCCCUUUUAGCUUCGGGCAAUAAAUAGAAGGCUCUUUAUUAUCCACUUAAGUUAUUCAAAUUCCUAAGCAAAGAGAGCAUAUUUGAGGUGAGGGCAUGAAAGGGAAACUCACUGUACUUCAUGUUCAAGCAAGUCGGUUAGCCAGUUUCGCGUACGUUCGCUCUCCGUCCACGUAGUCAAAAUGGCAUCAAGGGUUCCCAGUGUAAACAUUGAAAAUGUCAAUGCCUCACUUGUUAAAAUCAAGACGAUCGUCACAAACUAUGCCACUUAUCGCAACACCACAAUUCCGCGAGAUGUCGCAGAGAACGUGAAAAGUAUCCGCACCUGGGUCGACGAACAGAGGGUGUCUUCUAGAGAGGCAGACCGAAACAAAGCUAUAUCAGAUGUUGGAAAUGUCCUUCAAGUAUCGAUCAGUUCCUUGCAAGCCUUAAGCAGCGGCGAGCCUGUAGAAGUAAUGAAAGGAUGUUUGAACAUUGCAGGGACCAUUGCGACUGUAGUAGGAGGGCCGUACGGUGCGGUUGCAGGUGCAUUAUGUGGUAUUCUCGGAACGGUUUUGUCACUCAGCGCUCCUAGUCAGCCGGAUUUGGCCACGGUUUUCAUCGAGAAGGUCCACGUAGAGCUUCAGAAAUUCAAUCAGAAGCUACAAAGCCAGAAGUUCCAUGGUCUGGCCGUCCGUGUGAAAAACAUGAAUUCCAGCUUGAAGAUCCUACAGAGUGGGUCAAUAGACGUGGCAGAUAAAGCCCUGUUUGAAACUGACUUUCCUCAGUUCAUCGGUGAAGUGUCCGAAAACUUCGAGAGAGGCCUAAACAAUGAAAGCAAAGAGGAAGAUAUAGAUGAUUGCCUGAGGUCAAUGGUUGUAUAUUGCAAUGCGCAGACGUCGCUGCUUGUCUUACUUGCAAACAUCCUGGCAACUUUCCAAGCCACUGGCCGCCAGACGAUGUUCAUCCAAAACUUGCUGAGUGUCCAAAAACAAGACGCCAUUCAAAAGCUUGGAUUCCUGUCUGACGAGAAGUACAUGAGUCCUUCAGGCGCUCUUCCGCCUGAGGGAGGCAAAAUUUGGAUGAUCCUUCACCUAAGAAGAAACCUCCCAUUUUAUGAGGUAGUCGAGGAAUUCAGAGAAAGCUUAGGAAUGACUAAGAUGCCAGAACUUGACACUAUCAGAGAAAAGGUGUUCUUAGCUGCUUUUUCUGGGCCUAAACGGGUAUUACACUUGUACCCACAACCACAAACGAGAGGGGACAACCAUUACUUCCAGUUAAUCAAUCACACAGAUGUUCCAAUCAAGGUGGUGUGCGAUGGGAUUGCGGGAGACCACGUCAACGGUUUGAAGUUUCGUCAAGACGUACAGCCACGCUCGUCUUACGAACACAUUGCUACCAAGUCAACUUGGACUUUUUCCACUGGCGGGUUCUUUGUGAUCUAUUUGGAUGGCAAGAUGAGGUCCUUUGAGAAUAUGUUCGAGGGUCGAAACCUGAAAGUCUUCGAGUUCGCGCUGUCCAACCCUUUUAUUGGUUUCAUGAAGUCAGCCCUGCUGGAAAAAACCCACAACUUGCUGUCGGUGACUGGUCAAGAUUGCUGGAAGCAGAUGAAUUCAAACGCCAGUCCUCCGAUCUACUUUGUUCACAACAAAAAAUAUUUUGUUGUAUUUGGAGGCUACACUCCCGUCUGUGAUUUCGGUUACAUUCCUGCGGGCAAGAAAGGGUGUCGCACAUGGCGGUUUGUAGUUCAGGAGUACGAUCCACUAGAAGUUGAACAAGGGGAUUGUACAAUUUUGUAAAGAAAUGCGUGCGUGUUUAUUUUUGACUUUACCUUACUGACAGGACCAACACUCUUAACAUUAGGCGCUCUGAUUACGUGCGUGAAGUUUAUUCAGAGCUAAACAGUGUGUAUCAUUGACUAAGACUGAAAACGUGUUGCAGUAUCGUAGUCUCAGUAGACUGUUCACAACCCUCUAUUUUCUGGUAUUUUUAUUCGAUCGUUGAACGCGAGGAUAGAAUCGCGAGAGAACUGGACGCCAGCGCAAAACGGGGGACAAAAUAAAGAGGCUGUACGUGAACAGUCUAUAGUCUCAGAGCCUCACAGUGUUUACGUAAUCCAAAACAGUAGAAGACUCAGUGCAGAUUCCGUGUUGUCCAUUUCAUGUACUGGGUAGUUUAAUUAAACAAGGCUACAGCACUACAUUGGCAUUUGGCGUGCAACAAUUUUAAUGUAUUCUUGGCUUUAGUUUCAUUAAGCAAAACCUUUUAUUGCAUGCUUGUGUAACCGACAGUCGGUCAAUAUCUGGUUCGCUUUGUUUACUUAAGUUCAAAGUACUAUUCUUUUGAAAGUUAGAUAUGCAAAACUGAGUAAUUAACAGUGUACUAAUUUUAACUACAAAAUUAACGUGAAUGUAUAUAUGUUUGUAAUAUGUAGA
This is a messenger RNA of Orbicella faveolata, 3308 nucleotides long. RefSeq lists its product as uncharacterized. NCBI's taxonomy places the organism in Eukaryota, Metazoa, Cnidaria, Anthozoa, Scleractinia, Merulinidae. The record is from RefSeq and is a predicted model, not a curated record.